This is a messenger RNA of Anguilla rostrata (American eel), 4053 nucleotides long. RefSeq names its product NLR family CARD domain-containing protein 3-like. The coding region runs from base 658 to 2976 and encodes 772 amino acids. The record is from RefSeq and is a predicted model, not a curated record. Lineage: Eukaryota; Metazoa; Chordata; Actinopteri; Anguilliformes; Anguillidae. Gene Ontology annotation, biological process: intracellular signal transduction. The transcript is spliced from 7 exons.
UUGUUUGAGAUUAGCUAGGGCUGCGCAGGUUUGACCACCGCCUUGCCAAGCACAUUGUAUAAUGGUGCUCUGGAAAUCCGACUGCGCGAGCCGCGGAAAUCUCACGUUAGCGAGGCGCUCGUAAUUUUCAGGGCAAGGCUAGGCUAGUUUUACAGUCUCUGUAGGCGACGCAGUUGCUCUCCACCGACUCCACAACUUCAUACAUGAUGGGAAACGACUUGCUCUGGUUUUACCGAAGCGCCUUUUGGCUCAGAAAAGCUGCCACCACCCACAAGGAAGUUAUGAGACUUCUAUCUUAUCCAUCAUUAUUCCAAGAUAAACUUCAUGAACUGUCAGACACCAAAUUAUUUUUAUCAGAGUACUGACCAGAGACUGUAAUCACAAUUGAACGCUUUACACAUUCGUGUCCGACUUUUUGACUCCUCCCCCGACUGCAAUCGGCCACUCUCGACUGUUUUCGAGGCGAGCCGAAAGUCAUCUCGUGCUUUCCUGCCCUUCCCAGUUCCCAGCAUAGACAUGUAUACGUGUUUCUCGCGUUAUCUGUUGUUUGCCGACGCCAUUUUAGGUGGAGAGGAGAAGGCAACAUAAAAGCUAAAGAAGAUGAUGGGUGUGCCUUAGCCUUCUGUUCCAACCAAACCUGUAAAUGGGGAUACUAAGAUGAGUCUCCUUCAUGAUCACGAAGAGGGGUUGCCUGCUUCUGAAAUGAGUUGGACUGGUGAGGAGGAAGGGGAAGUGGCACCUGAAAGGAAUAUCUUUCUGCUGCUCGGCGAAACUUCACCAGGAACUAUGGGCCGUAAGAGGCUCCUAGACGAUAGACCUCCAUCUCCGGCCCCUAGUUAUGAGUCCAUGAAGAGCGAUGUAAGAUCUGAUGAUGACAUCAGUGAUUACAGUGAAGAACUUUGUCCAACCGUUCCAAGGAUUCAGCUGGAUAGGCCAGACUCCCGUGCAUCCAGCUGUUCUGAGGAGAGUGAUGUAUCAGGGGAAUGUCCAGUCGAACCCUUUUGGAUGGGACCAAGACCAAAGGUGCGAAAAACAGAGGGCUCAAAGUGCAGCACCCUUUGGGUCCCUUUAGACAAAGCAGAGGUUAUGGUCCAGCUUGGUAUCACUGAGCAGAGGCACCCUGCUAUGAAUUUGCCCUUCAUGUCAAAGGCACUACAUGCAACUCUGGAAAAAUUAGAGGAAGAUGAGCGGAGAUAUUUCAGGAAGUGUCUGGUGGGUCAGUACCCACAAAUCUUUGAGAGUUCUUUGCUGGAAUAUAAGGUCUUGGACCUUGUUGAUAAAAUGCUUGAGAGGUGUGACAUGGAAGGCUCUCUGAAAAUCACCCUCCUCAUCCUGGAUUACAUGAAACUAAAGGAAACUGCAAAAUUCUUGCAGAGGAUGUGCAAGAGAAAUGAAAUGCAGUAUGAACUGAAGGCCAGCAUGAAGAAGAAGUAUACUUUCAUAUCUGAAGGGUUAGCUAAACAAGAUAAUUCAACCCUCUUAAACAGCAUUUACACAGACCUUGUCAUCACUGAUGCGGGAAAUGGGAGUAUAAAUACUGAACAUGAGGUGAAGCAGAUUGGGAAAAUGGUAGAGACAAAAUCUGAAGAGUUUCAGAUCAAGUGUAGAGACCUAUUUACCUCUUUGGGCGGUUACAUGAAACACCAUCGAUUUCUGCUGAUGAAGGGGAUGGCUGGCACUGGAAAGUCAGUCUGUGUGCAGAAGUUCAUUCUUGACUGGGCUGAAGGAGAGGGCCAUCAGGAUAUGUAUUUUGUCUUUCCUAUUCCUUUUAAUGAACUGAAUUCCCUGAAGUCAGAAGAGUACAGUCUGAUACAGCUCAUUCACCACUUCUUUCCGGAAAUGAAAGAGCUAGACACCAUCAGCUGUCUUGAUGACUACAAAGUGUUGUUCAUCUUUGAUGGCCUGGACGAGUGUGAACUUCCGUUGAACUUCUACCACAAUGAGAUGUGGUGCAAUAUAAAUACGCCAACCUCGAUGGACAUGUUGCUGACGAACCUCUUUAAGGGGAAUCUUCUUCCUUCUGCUUAUAUCUGGAUCAUCUCCCGGCCAGCAGCAGCCAGACGGAUCUCUAAUGAUUGUGUCCAUCGGGUGGCAGAGGUACAAGGGUUUAAUGAUGCACAGAAGGAGGAGUACUUCAAGAAGACAAUCAAUGACCAGGCCCUGGCAGACCGAAUUAUCACGCACUUGCAGUCAGAAAGGAGCCUCUACAUAAUGUGUCACCUACCAAUGUUCUGUUGGACUGCGUCGGAUAUGCUUCAGAAAGUGUUUUGCACAUCCAGUGGAGAAAUCCCCAAAACUGUGACUGAAAUGUUCACCCGGUUCCUACUCAUUCAGUUGAAUACCAAGCAACAGAAGUAUCACAAGAAGGAGUUUGUGAUUGUGGAAGGGAGAGAAUUCCUGACGAAGCUUGGGAAACUGGCAUUUCAAAUGCUGGAACAGGACAAGCUCAUUCUAAAUGAAGAGCAGUGGGAACAGACUGGAAUUUGUCACAGAGAAGCUGUUGUGUAUUAUGGGUUGUGCACAGAACUCUUCAAAGAACAGUAUGCGUUGUAUCGAGAGAAGAUGUACUGCUUCAUGCAUUUAUACAUUCAGGAGUAUCUGGCUGCUUUAUAUGUAUUUAUGAGCUGUAGAAACCACAACAAGAAUGUACUUGAGAAACAAGCUGGCAGUACGUUCUCAAGGAUAUUCAAAACAUCCUUGCUCGAUGUGCACAAGAGUGCAGUCGAUAGGACCUUGCAGUGCCCGAAUGGAAACUUUGACAUGUUCCUCCGCUUCCUGCUUGGCCUUUCUCUGGAGUCCAAUCAAGAACUCCUUCGAGGCAUUGUGAAGGUGGAAGGAGGAACACAUCUGAGAAACACAUCUGAGAAAACAGCCCAGUACAUCAGGAAGAAAAUGAAAGAGAACCACUCUGAAGAAAGGCUCAACAAUCUGGCCCACUGUCUUACUGAGAUACAGCCACUUCACUCUACAGCAUGAGAUCAUUUUCACUGAUUGGUUGUAAUAUUCACCCCCUCUUUUUUUGUAGGGGGCUGGAGGGACACCCAGUUCGUAAUGCUGAAUUCUACAAUAAUUGCAAGCUUGCCUCUUUAAUUUCCAAAAAGCAAACAGUUUUAAGCAAAUCAGGCAUUACUGUUUGAAUGUUUGUUUUAUAAUUGUUAUAUGCUUCUGUACUCUUCAAAAUUCAUUCAAGCGAGCCAGUACCUGUGGCAGCGAUACAUGACAAAACCAUAACACCUGUACCACCAUUUUUCACAGAUAAGGGGGUGCUUUGGAUCUUGGGCAGUUCCUUUUGGCCUCCACCCUUUGGUAUUGCCAUCACUGAUACAAGUGAAUUCUGGUCUCAUCGGACCACAAUACCUUUUUCCAGAACUCUGCAGGGCCUUUUAGGUGGUACUUAGCAAAUUGUGACUUUGCCAUCCUGUUUUUGCUGCUAAUUAUUGGUUUGCAUCUUGCAGUGUAGCCUCUGGUGUUCUGUUACGAAGUCUUCUGCGGAGAGUAGUCUCUGACACAUCCAUGCCUACCUCCUGAAGAAUGUUUCUAAUCUGUCAGACAGGUGUUCGGGUAUUUUUCUUCAUUAUGUUAUAGUGAAUUCUUUGGUCAUCAACUGAGAUCUUCUUUGGUCUACCAUCUCACCAGUGCCGUCUUCUUAAUGAUGAUCCAAACAGUUGAUUUUGGUAAGCCUUAGCUUUAAAAGUUUCGAUCUAUGUCUGUGACUGUUUUUCUUAUUUCUCAGCCUUGUAAGGGCUUCCAUGAUUUUCACACCUCUGGUCCUCAUGUUGACAAAUGCCAGUAACAGACUCCAAAAGAAAUAAAAAGUAUAGAAUCAUGAUGACUAUAUACUGAUAUUUAUUAUACCUGCAGUUAGGAAGCAAUUGAACACACCUAUCUAAUCAGAAACACCUGUCAAGCCUCUUGUCUCACACAUUAUGGUGCCCUAAAAUGGGGGUACUAUGUAUAAAAACGCCACAAGAAAGGGUGUCCGGGUUUGGCAAAGUGUAUAUGGGUAAAUUGAUGAUAAUACCCUUCAAUAAAAGCUGAGAAUCAGUACUUUAA